AUGGCCAGUAUUAUCAAAAAUCAACUAAUCAAACAUCUUUCAAAGUGAGUUUCAUUUUUCUUUUCCAGUUCUUCAUUUUUCCAGGUUCACAAGGAAUUUGAAGCCUGAACAAAUUUCUGUGGAUGUAUUGAGAGGCAACAGCAAAUUGAAGAACAUUGAGAUCAAUGAGGAAGUUCUUUCUGACAUUUUGGUGAGUAUUAUUUCUGUUUUUUUCCUUUUUGUUUAUAAUCAAAAAAAUUAAGUUUUUUUCAGCUACUUAUAAUUUUAAAAAAAUUAGGGAUUCUACCGAAAAAUCGUUUUUUUAUAAAUUGCAUUGAACAUCUUUUGCUUAAAUCUAAAAAUUUAUAGUAUUUGAUUUUCAGGAACUCCCAUCUUGGCUUCGAAUAAAAAAAGCUUGUUGUUGUGGGGUAACAGUUAAUGUACCAUGGACCCGGUUAAAGACUUCUCCGAUUCAAAUCGUAUGUUUUUUUACAAUCACUUUUUUUGAAGGGAAAUUAUUGAAUUUGAAGUAAGAUGUUUUGAAAUGUGAAGUAGGAAUUUUGAAUUUUUCAGUUCGUAGACGAAAUUUUUGUGACGGUCGAGCUUGUCAGUGGGAGAGCCAAAAGAGGAGAAAACCCUUUUGCGUAAGUUUCCAUUUCUUUUCACUCAUAUCAAAGCCAUAUAAAAAUUGUUUUUGUAGUGGAGUAUGUUUCGAAUUUUUUGCUAAAUAGUUCGAAAAAAAGCUCAAAAAAAUAUUGAUGCCGAGCAAUUUUGUAUCCUUCAAAAGAUUACUUUGGAACUCUAGAAUGGUUUCUAAAGGGGCAGUCUUAAAACCCUUAGAGGGUCCCCUAGGGCCACUUCAUCAAUUCCUAUAGGGACCACUUAAACUUGCAAAAGUGGUCCCUAUAGGGAACUCUAAACAAAGAAACAUUUCCAUGGAAAAAACUGAGUAAGCUUUUUUUUGAAUAAAAUUGAACGACCCCUAGGGUACACUUGAGCUUUCGGGGCUAAAUGGUCAGGCUCUAAACCCCUAUAGAAACCACCGUAACUUUAAUCUUAUAAGGAUGCCUUUUUCGGGCCGUAUAGGUGUUGUUUCCCCUCCUAAACCAUCUAGGGAAUUCCUAAGUGAAAAGAAUUUGAACAGAAUUUGCCUGAAAACUCAAAAAAAAAAUUUACCAGUAGCAUCGAAAAUAAAAAGUUUGUCGUUUUGAAGAUGACCUUGAAAAUAGGUACACAUAAAAGCUUCUUUUUCAAACUAGGCUGUUUCAGAAACAUGGCGGAUAACUCUUCGUACGGCUUCGCUAACAAAGUCGUUGAGAAUAUGUCCUUGUUUAUCAAUUCCGUUGAAAUAAAUUUCGAUUCCGAUGAAUUUGGAGGAUCUUUUACGGUAUCAGCUUCACGAUUUCUCGACCAAUUUCAGAUAAUUCCAGUUAUCUCGACUUUCGGUCGUGAGUAAGAGUCCUGGAUGGCAAACGGCAAACGAUCUCCGGUUGACGCGAAUCACCUGCUCGGCCACUAAUAGGACUCUUAUGUACAAACAGGUUUUCACUCGUUUCCCAUUUUGCAGCUGUCAUUCGAAAUUUCAGAUUUCCUGGCAAUUGCUUCGAGUUGAAGCGUCAGCCAAGACGUCGAAAGAUGAACAAAGGAGCAAAAUCAACGCUCCUCUGAGGCUCAUUACGAGCGGUGGAAAAAUACGAGUGGCACUCAAAAAAAGUUCUAUUGGUGAAUAUUUUACAUAUUUUUGGCUCAAAACCAUAAUUUUUGGUUUUCGGAUUUUGGGAAAAGACACUUUACUAUGAAUUCCUGGGAACAAACCUAUUUUUGCUUAAAUUCAAUUUUUUUUGAACGGGUUAUUAUUUGUUUCAAAAAAAUUAAGUAGAUGCAUAUUUCGGUUUUUUUAAGGCCAAAAAAAGUUUUUUUAAUGUUUCAAGCCUCUUUUUUUAUCAACGUGGUUUUGAAAAAAAUGAAGAGUUUUGAAUAAACAUUUCGCUUCAAAUUUAUGGAAAAAAAUAUUGAUCAAAAAAACACUACUGACAACUGUAAAAACCGUAUUUUUCUUGAAUUUCCAAUAAUAUCUGCAAAACUGAAAAAGUUUUUUUCAUAGCUUCGAAUUAGUUCAGAAAUUAAAUGAGAUUAAAAAAAUAUAUUUAUUUUUUUAGGAUUUUUUUAAAUUUAAAGGAAAAAGGGAAACUUUUUAUCAAAAAAAUAUUCAAACUCGGUACUCAUUUAUCGUGGAGAAAAGAAAUUUUCAUUCCAAUGAUCAAAAACUUCAGAUGGAUCUGUCAUUCAUGCGCGGAUUCAAACGAUCAUGGAAGACAUUUUGUGGGUUGCCACACUUCCUCAGCUCCGAUCGGCCAUAGCUUUUUCUUCCUACAUCAUGAGCCUUGUGAAAGAAGCUCAAAAGGAAGUCGUUCUGGUUAGUUGAGGUUUUAAUGCUAAAACUAUGAACUUCAAAUCAGGUUCCAACUCCGGCAGGAGCUUCUUCCCACCGUCCUCGUUCCUCAGAAGCUCCAUUGUCGGAUUCUUCAUCAAACGCCUUCAAAAUGUUCUAUUUCGACCAAACUUCUUAUCAUCUUCAUGUAAAUAAAAUUGAUUUGCAUCUCUGUGACGACGCCAACAUCACAAAUAGUGAGAGACAAAAGUUCAGCUUCAUCAUUUUGUUUUUCAGAAUACCCUCCCGGUUGGGAUAUUGAAAGCGGAGCGAUGCAAGUGACGUUGUAUCGGGUUCUCAUCGACAUUUAUCCCAAGACUCUUGCGAAAUCAGACAGGUUGGCUUGAAAUUUCUUUGUCUUUGUUAUUUGGUUUCAGAUCAACCUGGAUGCAUUACCAACCGGCCAACGUUUUCACUCAGUGGAUGCAUAAAAGGCUAGACGACCAGUUUUUGGAACUGAUAAAGGCUAUAAAAGGUCAGUUUUUUCAAUCUCAGCUAUCAGAUGAAUUCGGUAUUUUCUCGGUAUAGUGUCACAAAAUCUAGGAUCAACGUGUCCCGUUGAUCAAAAAUUUCUCAAAAAAUCUUGAUAUUAUGAACCAUGAAAAACUACAAAACUUUAUUUUUCGAAUAUAUCACUCCGAAUGUCAAAAAAAUCACUUUAUAUAGAACAUUUUUCCAGAUGACACGAGUCGAACUCGAUUAGAAAGAUGUUGGCCGCAGCUGAUGGGAUUCCAUGUCGUGGUCCGGAUCUAUGACGUCAUUGUUCAAUGUGUUUCCGACAAAAACACCAAGAAAGACGCCUUGAAAGAUCUUUUUGUCAGUGAGAGGUCGGUCGAGCUUUUUUAACACUAAAAACGAUUUCUUUUUCUAUCUAACUUAAAAUAGAGGGUGUGUUCAAAGAGAUUUUUAAUCACCAAAGACGGAAUUUAUGUGAUUAUUACGCAUCUGUUCCGCAUUUAAAUAUCAAUUUUGAAGUGAUCAGUUUUCUCUUUGUAAAAAUUUUUGUUCUUGACGAUAAGAACAAAGUAUUUGAAAGCUACUCAAUAUUUGGCAGGUUUUAGGCAUGCUCGAGCCUUACCGACCGACCAAUACGUGGUACAUUUUGAAUUGGCUAGCUAUUUUCAUCCGAUGACGGACACUCUUCCAGGUUUUAAAACAUAAACAUUAAAGGCGCAACUUGAAAAAAGCUUCAGUUCCAAAAUUGGCGAUGUACCUUCAAAUGGGUCCCUUCUCUCUGACCUUCGAUGAAAGGACUUUGAGAUGGUGCCUGUAUGUCGCGCACAAUCUCGGAGAAGCCAUUGUUAAUCAAACUUUGUUUUGGGUGAAUAACUCAUUUUUCUAAAGGAAGACGGAAAUCUAACUCCAAAAAUCGACACAACCGCGCCGAAACCUGAUAUUCGCAUCGAUUUAUUGAUGCCAAAGGUUGAACUUUUUCUAAAACUUAUUUCGAAUUAGCCUUUAGUUGGUCUUCCCUCUACCAACUCCUACUAACGAUGCUCGACUUCCACUUCGAUUACUCAUCUCCAUGUCGACGUUGUCCAUCAGUUCGUGUGAUUUCGAAGCUUCUCAACGUUUCCACGUCCAACCUUUCGCUGGCGCAGUGGAAGCCUUGGAUUUUUUGCACGGGAAAAAGGAGUUCAUGGAACAUGUUGCCCAUAUUCAAUUGGGAUCGACACCUAUAGGUUAGUAUGACAAAAAUUGUAUUCAACUGUUUUUAUAAAAAAAAAUCUUUUUUUUUUUCAAGAAUCGGAGAAAUUUUUCCUGCGAACUUCUCCCGUUUGGAUCGACACGGACCACGGCAAUUUCACCAAAGGCUUGCCAUUGAUAAAUGACGUAAAAACGACUUUAUUUCAAAAUUUAAUAGGAAGUUUAAGGUGUCUUUCUGUGGAGUUAUGAUUGCGGAUCUGAAAAAUCUGAGCGUUUACGUUGAAGCGACGGAUGAAAUCACGCUCAUUAUUGAUCAUUUCCAGUUUCUGCAGGUUUAUUUUACAUUUUCAAAGGGUCUGAAGAAGAUAUUUUGCAGGUCACAAGGUUCGCUUCAAAAAUUGGAGAGUUCUUUGAGAUUCUGUCUGCUGAUCAGAAGCAUUUCACGGGUGAGAAGCCGUCUUCGGGUCCGUGCGUUUUCUUCCUGGCCAAUAUUGAAAAGGUACAUUGUUCUCCUUUCAAUACUCGAGUUUGUGUGGUAAUAAGUGGAUUGGUUUUUUGCGAUCACUUUAAAUUUUCAUAUAAACCUUUCAACCAGUUUUUUUCCAUUCUGGCAACGUUUUUUUUUUCUAAAUUGUUUUUCUACUGUAGAAAAAUGUUGGACAUUCGAUCGUCUUAGAAGUAAAUUCUCAGAUAAGAGCUCAUGUCUUCCUGACGAUGGGCUCAAUGGCUUCUCCCUACGAUUCUUGUCCAGCUAUAACCGACGCUACAACAAACAGCAGCUUCAUGGAACGUUUAUCAGGUGAGCACACUUGGAAUCGUGAAAGAAAAAACAGAUCAACGAACAUCGUCGUAAGAUAA
Caenorhabditis auriculariae is the source of this 4915-nucleotide messenger RNA. NCBI's taxonomy places the organism in Eukaryota, Metazoa, Nematoda, Chromadorea, Rhabditida, Rhabditidae. The record is from the annotation of a GenBank genome assembly.